Messenger RNA from Anopheles merus, 4088 nucleotides. Its product is annotated as ER degradation-enhancing alpha-mannosidase-like protein 2. The coding region runs from base 156 to 2558 and encodes 800 amino acids. The transcript has 3 exons. Gene Ontology annotation, biological process: endoplasmic reticulum mannose trimming; mannose trimming involved in glycoprotein ERAD pathway; carbohydrate metabolic process. Gene Ontology annotation, cellular component: membrane; endoplasmic reticulum. Gene Ontology annotation, molecular function: mannosyl-oligosaccharide 1,2-alpha-mannosidase activity; calcium ion binding. The record is from RefSeq and is a predicted model, not a curated record. NCBI's taxonomy places the organism in Eukaryota, Metazoa, Arthropoda, Insecta, Diptera, Culicidae.
UCUGUCAAAUCCCAUAUAAAUUUCGUCCGAUAAAAUCGCUUCCGAUGAGCGUUGCUACCGCCCUAAUAUCCAUAUAUUUUGAUCCGUAUAACCAGGCUGUCUAAGGGCCCUGAUUAAACUUCUUGUAAAUUGGUUCUUCCUCAUUAUUUAAUGAAAUGCAACUACCAGAAGAAAAACAUUUUGCUCGAAAAAUAAAUUGUUCUAAGCGUCCUCCGUGGGCACAGGUGGUUUUAGUGUGGUGUUGUACAACUGGGUUAAUUUUCCUAUUUGUCUCCGAAGCACAUGGAUUACGAAUGUUUUCAUCAUCGGAUAUGUAUCGUAUGCGAGAAAAGGUUCGCCAAAUGUUUCAACAUGCCUACGACGGCUACCUACAAUACGCUGCCCCUUUCGACGAAUUGCGUCCGUUAUCAUGCGAUGGUAUCGACACUUGGGGUAGUUAUUCAUUGACAUUGAUUGAUGCUCUGGAUACAUUAGCAGUCAUGGGUAAUUACACUGAAUUUGGACGCGUGGUACAGAUGCUGCAAGGUCGAUCAUUUGAUGCGGAUAUUAACGUUUCGGUGUUCGAGACCAAUAUUCGUAUUAUUGGAGGUCUGCUUUCUGCCCACCUGCUUUCUUAUCACGCUGAUUUAAUAUCAAUGGGGCUCGUAGAACCUGGAUGGCCUUGCCAAGGACCUCUCCUAGACAUCGCUGAGGAAGUUGCACAACGUUUGCUUCCUGCAUUUGAUACAGCUACUGGUAUGCCGUAUGGGACAGUAAAUCUACGACACGGUGUACCGUAUGGAGAAACAACCGUUACAUGCACCGCCGGCAUCGGAACAUUUAUACUGGAAUUUGGAACCCUCAGCAGACUUACGGGGAAUCCUGUCUAUGAAGACGUGGCUAUGAAUGCUUUAUCUGCAUUGUACAAACACCGAUCACCGAUAGGACUAUACGGAAAUCAUAUCGAUGUACAAACAGGUCGGUGGAUAGCACAGGAUGCAGGUAUUGGAGCUGGAGUGGACUCUUAUUUCGAAUAUUUGGUAAAAGGCUCAAUUUUAUUGGAAAACCCUGCAUUGAUGGCGACUUUUUUCGAAAGUAAGGCAUCGAUUGAUCGUUACCUUAAACGAGAGGAUUGGUAUGUUUGGGUGAGUAUGAGCAAAGGUCAACUCACCUUGCCUGUGUUUCAAUCGCUAGAGGCAUACUGGCCAGGGUUAUUGACUUUGUAUGGCAAUACUAAGGAAGCCCUAAAGGUACUACACAACUACCAAACUGUGUGGCGGCAGUAUGGGUUUCUUCCAGAGUUUUACAAUAUUCCUACAGGAGAAGCAGGUGCAAAUCGUGAAAAUUAUCCUUUGAGACCAGAGUUAAUCGAAUCUGUUAUGUAUCUUUAUCGCGCAACUAGCGAUCCAUUUUUGCUACAGGUAGGUGAAAAUAUACUGGAAAGUAUAGAGCAUAGUGCGAAGACGCCAUGCGGCUAUGCGACUAUACGGAACGUUCUGACUCAUCAACAGGAGGAUCGAAUGGAAUCAUUCUUUUUAGCAGAAACCACAAAAUAUCUUUACCUACUAUUUGAUCCGAAUAAUUUUUUGCAUAAUGAUGGAAGCAUUGGUAAUGUCGUAAAAACAAUAUUGAACGAUGGCGUCACAAAGGAACACAAAUGUGUGGUAGGUGCCGGGGGAUACAUUUUCAACACAGAAGCCCAUCCAAUGGAUCCUACUGCCCUUCGCUGUUGUGAAGCAAGACAUAUCAAUAUUUUUGCUAACGCGCUUGUCGAAAAUCAAAUGAAUAAAAAAGAGCGUAAAGGAAAACUUCUUUUCGCAAAAGGUCAACAAUACUUGCCCAACACAAAGAAAAGAGAAGAUAAAAAAAAUGAAUGGAUGAUUACAGAACCUAAAGAGCCAACUAAAAUAACUGAUGUUGAGGUUGAAUUAAAAGGCGGAGAAAAGAUGGCUACCACAAAAUUACCUAUAAACACGAUAAAUCGAGAAGUAGAAAAAAUAGAGAGCAUUACGAGAGGAAUUAAAAAAAAAACAAUGUACUCAAGCGAACCUAUAUCAAAAACGAACCAUAUAAAGUCAAUCAAAGAACAAUUUUCACAGUCAUUCAAAGACGAAAUCAAUCAUGCAACCGCCUUUUCGUUUUUGCCUGUAGACACUGCCUGUUCGAAUAAAGCGAAGAGCAGCAGUACAAAAAAAGUGUCAGAAAUAUUGUUGAUAAAAAAAUCUGAGGAAGAAUUUACAACUGUAACAGUACAAUCUUAUAGUACCACAGGAUACUCCGCUUCAACUAAAGCCAAGAAUGGAAACGAGGAGGACACACCGAUGGCAACGAUGCUGAAACUUGUGCAAAGCAUGUUUCAUAGCACUGCCAACCAUGCCAAAAAACAAUCUGUUUUCGACCUUGAAAAUUUCUAUCAACACGUAAUGAAUAACCGCUUAUUGAAUGAAGAAUGUGGAAAUUUUAACAUUUCGGGGAUGUCUUUACCAUCUUAUAACAAAGAGAAAAUACCUAACGGAUUACUCACAUGUCGAUCACAAUCCUUUCUACAAAGGCUCACUCUCAUCGGAGAAUUCUAUUGAAGGGUAUUGCACACCAGGCGAAGCUAAGAUAUGAAAUAAAGUGAUGAGAGUGGUACCCGAGAAGAACGGUUAACGGGGACCGAAAAUGGCCGCAAAAUAACGUGUAUCUCGAAUUUACGCUUAAGUCGAAUCUUGUGAUUGCCAGCCAAAAUAUCACUAAUUUUCGUAUAAUUUCAUAGUAGCGGGUAGUCUUAGCCACCUAAUUAAUUUUUUGUAUUUUAUGUAUUUCCAAGUCACAUUUGCUCGAAACAGUUUUUCCAUAUCUGCUCGAUAAGUACUCGAUAAACCUAAAAUUAUUGAUUUGUGUGUGAUCAUUCAUUCAUUGGUAUUUAUUUCUUAGAUGUACAUUAAUCCUGAAUUACAAUUUAGUAUUUUACAUCGGUACCGGAGUUUCCAUAACGCGAUAUUUCGUUGAUUUUUUUGCACUUGGCAUUGUGGACACUAUUCCUGAUGUUAAAUGAAUUUGACGUAUUGAUGGAGGAAAAAUUACAAAAAACCUCUUAAUUUGGCUAUAUUUUCUAAACUAUGUACUAACUUAUUCUUUAUAAACUAUACUAGGGGAACUAAUUCAUAUUGGGAUUUGCAAUUAGGGAGAAAGAGAAAAAAGGUAAUAUUUACAAAUAGAAAUAUCGUUUUAGAUGAGGUUUUGUAGUGUAUGUAUGCCACUAUUUGUGCAUUUAGAUCGAUAUUUAAUAUUGAUUUUUUCUAUAAACUCGCUAACCCUGUCAAUUUUAGCUUUUCUAUGGAUAAUGCUUGUACUGUACCAAGGCGGGAGAUUUAGUAUUCGUUUUAAGAAUUUGUUUUGAAAUAUCUGCAUUUUCUUAAUAUGUGUUUUUGCACUGUUUCUCCAUAUUGGUGAUGCAUAGGUAAUUAUAGGUCUUACUAACGAUUUGUACAUAAGUAGUUUGUUUCGUUAAUUCAAUUUAGCGUUUCUAUUAAUAAAUGGGUAAAGAAUUCUAAUCGCAUUUGUGCCGCUAACUAAUUUUUCUUCAAUGUGUUUUUGAAAUGUAAGCUUUUUAUCUAAUACUACUCCUAAAUAUUUUACGGUGUUAUUCCAAGGAAUUUCGUUAUUAUUUAUCAAAAGUGAACUAUUUGGGAGAUUUCUUGCGCUUCGGCACCUCGUGAAAUAUAUUGCUUCCGUUUUUCCACAUUUAAUUUUUAGUUUCCACUGCUCACAGAAGGUCACAUAUUUUCGUAUGCCUUUGUUGAGGCUACACAAUAUGCUAUCGGGGUUGGAACUAGAUGAACUGAUAGCAAAAUCAUCAGCAAAAACGUAUUUCUUAACUCCUUUCAUUUUAGGUAUAUCGCUUGUAAAUAUAUUAAAAAGUAUUGGGGACAGCACACUGCCUUGGGGCAGGCCGGCAAGUGGUUUAAAGGGUUCAGAAUGAUAAGAAUGAAGAUGAACGGAGCCAGAUCGAUUCGACAAGAAGGAUUUAAUGAGCAGAAUUAAUUUGGGGGGAAAAUUGUUGCUGAUCAAUUUGAAUAUUAGUCCAUCGUGCCAUACUGUGUCAAAUGCCUUUUCGAGAUCAA